AUGCCGCGCAACUUCACCGAAUUUGAUCUUACCGCAAGCUCGACGCGGAGAAUUGGAGAACACUGUAAUAAGCUGACUCGACGGUAUUCAGGCGGCUUGCCGACCGAUAUCUCCUGCCCAUGCGACUCUGGCAUUAACUACUGA
Chondrus crispus (carragheen) is the source of this 144-nucleotide messenger RNA. RefSeq lists its product as hypothetical. The record is from RefSeq and is a predicted model, not a curated record. The transcript has a single exon. Bases 1 to 144 code for a protein of 47 amino acids. NCBI's taxonomy places the organism in Eukaryota, Rhodophyta, Florideophyceae, Gigartinales, Gigartinaceae.